AUGACGGUGAGAAAACAAAAGCAACUUCAAUCCAUCCAAAGGCCCUUUCUUUUAAAUUAUUCCCAUGCUUACAGAACAACCUCAAAUGCUGCACUGUUUCAGCUCACCAACAGCAUUACCCUAUUCUUAGUUGCGGAGCAGGAACAUGCAAAGGCUUCAGUUCUUCAGCUAAGAAAAGACUGCAAAAUUAAAAAUGAGAUAGUAGCUGCCAGCUCCUACACCUCAUCGACUCAUCCAUAUGAAAGACAUCCAGCUAGCCGAAAUAAUAUAACACUAUGCAUAAGGCAGAAUAGAUACCAAGCAUUAUAUCCAAAGAUCUACACAGAUGGUUCUGGCAUAAACAACGGAAAAGGAUGUGCUAUAAAAAUAUAUCUCAGUGACCAUGAAGCAAAAGGCUUCAAGUUCCAACUUGACAAAGAGAAUAGCGUUUUUCAGUCGGAAAUGUUCGCGAUUUUGCAGGCAAUCAACGUAAGCACACAUCAUCAUUUUCCAAGGACUCACAUCUAUACAGAUUGUCUCUCGGCAAUGCAUGCGCUCGCGAACCCAAAUAAUAGAUCAUCAUUAGCUCAUGAAAUUCUUAGAAAGUCCUCCAAUGCCCAAGGCCAACACUUCUUUAUAAUCUGGAUCAAGGCCCAUGUUGGUCAUAAGGGAAACGAAGAGGCUGACAAAUUAGCCAAGGAAGCCGCACAAGGAAUCAUUGCCAAGAAAAUAAGCAUCCCCUGGCCAGCUUCUCAUCUCAAACUAAAACUUCAGAUCACAACUAAAGACUUAUGGCAACAAUGGUGGGACGGUGCAAAUACAGGCAGAAGAUUUUACAACCUCUUCCCCAAAGUUGACUCUCCUCCAAUCCCUCUCUCCAGACAUAUCACGUGGUUUAUCACGGGCAUGGUCCCUUUCCCACGUACCUCUAUGCAAGAAAUCUCUCUUCAUCAGACUCCUGUGCAUGUGGUGAAAAGGGUCACCCCGAGCAUUAUCUCUAUUUUCCUGCCCGUUGACAGAUUCCCUUCAGCUAAAGAAACCCAAUUCAGAAGAGGAUUUAUUCCCAUUUCUAAGAUAUGCAGUCAAGAAUAA
Messenger RNA from Stegodyphus dumicola, 1071 nucleotides. RefSeq lists its product as uncharacterized. Lineage: Eukaryota; Metazoa; Arthropoda; Arachnida; Araneae; Eresidae. The record is from RefSeq and is a predicted model, not a curated record.